UUUUUGAUUUUCAACGGAAUUUUUUCGGCAAUCGUUUUUUUUUUCUCGCAAAGAAUAUUGAACAUGGCAACCGUUCCAUCGAUCACAUUGAACAAUGGAUUGAAAAUGCCGGCAUUCGGACUCGGCACAUACGGGUUGAAAGGUGGCGAAGGGAUUGCGGCAAUAAAGAAAGCCAUUGAUAUCGGAUAUAGACAUUUGGACACUGCGUUCUUGUACAACAAUGAACAAGAAGUGGGCGAAGCGGUCCGCGAUAAAAUCGCUGAGGGUGUUAUCAGUCGUUCAGACAUGUUGGUUGUCUCAAAGCUUUGGUGCACUUUCCAUGAGCCCGAACGUGUUGAAUAUGCGUGCCGAAAAUCGUUGGAGAAUUUAGAACUUGACUACAUCGAUUUGUAUAUUAUGCAUGCUCCAGUUGGGUUUGUGUAUCAUGACGAUGAAACCGUAUGGCCGAAAAAUGCAGAUGGAACCCAAGAAACAAACGAUGUCGAUUACUUGGAAACAUGGCGUGCAAUGGAAAAAUUGGUCGAUUUGGGCCUGGUGAAGAGUAUCGGUCUAUCGAAUUUCAAUAGCGAACAAGUGGAUCGUGUGGUUAACGAGUCUCGAAUUAAGCCCGUUUCAAAUCAAGUUGAAUGCUCACCCAUGCAUAAUCAGAAAAAAUUAACGGCAUUCUGUAAGGAGCGUGAUGUGGUUUUGGUUGCAUACUGUCCAUUGGCUCGGCAACAGCUCGAUGCACGAAAGGAAGUCCAAGACAUUGCGGCCAAGUACAAUAAAACACCAGCUCAAAUUUGCUUGAGAUAUUUGGUGGAAUUGGGUGUCGUCCCGAUCCCGAAGUCAGCGAACGAAGAGCGUAUUCUGCAAAACAUCAGCAUUUUCGACUUUAAGCUGUCCAAAGAGGAUAUUAAAGCGAUGGAUUCGUUGAACACUAACGAACGUAUCGUCAAAUUUUCGGAUGCUAAACACGCCAAAUACUGGCCAUUCGGCCUAGAAUUCUAGUUAAUUAAUGAUCCAAUCAAUAUAUAUCUAUCUAAUUCAAUGUUACAAAUAAGAACAGUUACAGCCUUUUAUCACUUAUCGGUUGCAAUUAAACACGUUCGCGAUAUGUCAGUUUCACUGUCCAAUACCUUAAUUACAAUAAGUUGCAUUAAAUUCUUAUCACGAUUUGAACCGCCAACAAACUACAUCGUUUCGAUUCACAUUCGACAAAUUGAAUUUAGUUUUAUUCGGUCUGCGAGCCAUACUAUUUGCAACAGCGUAUAGCACUGCACACUUUUUGUUGAAAAAUGGCGAAAUUUGCCGUAGAGAGAGCGCUUUCUUAUGGACAUUCCAAUGGGGAACUGUUGGCGCCCUCUUGACGGUUUUUUUGAUAACUAGUAGUGUUAGACGCUGUUGACUAUUUGGGUAGAAUUUAACCGGUUUGCAAAUCAAAUCGAAUGCUAUCCAACAUUGAACCAACGAAAAAUGAUUGAUUUUUGUCGAGAACGUGAUAUAGUUGUUAUCGCAUACAGUCCUCUGCGUCAUCCAUCUCCAUUAAAACCGCUACCAUGAGUUAAUGAAAUUGUACAAAAAUAUAGCAUAACAGCGACGCAGAUUUGUUUGAGAUAUUUAAUAGAACUCGGCACUGAUCCAAUUCCAAAAUCGGUCUGUGAACAAUAUUUACGCUCUAACAUUCAUAUGUUUGAUUUUAAAUUAACACCGGACGAAAUUAAGGUAAUGGACUCAUUUAACACUGGCGAACAUUUUAUCUAUAUGUGGAAUUUUCAACACUCCAAAUACUGGCCCUUCGCUUUGGAAUUUUAAUUCGAUUUCGAAAAACCAAACAAAAACUUCUUUCUGUUUAUUCCAGAAAAAAAGUUUCAAUUUUUAGGUAAUAACAAAUUGGCCUACCUUUUUAAAAAGAUAUGUAUAAAACAUAUAAAUGCAUAAAAUAUAAUGUCGAAAAAUGAGUUCAGGAAAUUACGGAAAAAAUAAACAAAUAUUUUACGAAUAAAAAUUAGUACAAUUCGCGCAAGUAUUGGAAGAUUA
Molecule: messenger RNA, 2019 nt
Organism: Sitodiplosis mosellana (orange wheat blossom midge)
Lineage: Eukaryota; Metazoa; Arthropoda; Insecta; Diptera; Cecidomyiidae
Product: aldo-keto reductase family 1 member B1-like
Exons: 5
Coding region: 64-990 (308 amino acids)
Cellular component (GO): cytosol
Molecular function (GO): aldose reductase (NADPH) activity
Source: RefSeq, a predicted model, not a curated record